AUGGCCCGACCAACGCAAAAUUACUUGGACAACGUUAAGAAGGAGGAGCCGACGCCACAGUGCUUGCAGAGGGUGCAGCGGGACCUGGUGGAGUUCCACGCCGACCCCCCGCAGGGAGUGUUCGUCGUCCCGGAAGAUAGCGACAUGAGCGUGCUGCACGCCAUCGUCGUGGGCCCCUGGGGCACGCCCCUCGAAGGUGGCCUCUUCCACCUACAGUUGAAGUGCCCGCCCGACUACCCGAUGCGGCCGCCUCGUGUGCGUUUCCUGACUGGCGCUGGAAAAGUAUCCUUCAACUCGCACAUCCGCGGCGAGCACAUCUGCCUCAGCCUACUAGGCACGGCUCCUAAUGGACCGAGUUGGAGUUCUGCCCUGAGCAUCGGCAGCCUGCUCGUCUCCAUACAGUCCUUCCUGGCCGACGGCGCAAUGGAGAUCAUGCGCCACAACGCGAUUAGGGUCGCUGUAUGUGACACGCUCGAAGUCUGCUUACAAGAAACAUCCGAGCCUCCUAUGCCACCAGCUCUCACGCAGAAGGUCCUCAAGUACUUCGCCGAAAACUACGCAAAGUACGAGGACGCGGUCCAGGCGCAGAUUAACUCCUGGGGAGUAUUCUCGUUGAUUUUGGGUGUCGCGUACGGCAGUUACGAACCACUGCUGAAGCGACUUCGCGACAUCAAGAAGAAGAUUGACGAGAAGAACGUGACGGCCACCGGGCAACAAAACAACGAGUGA
Dermacentor andersoni is the source of this 729-nucleotide messenger RNA. RefSeq names its product ubiquitin-conjugating enzyme E2 Z-like. NCBI's taxonomy places the organism in Eukaryota, Metazoa, Arthropoda, Arachnida, Ixodida, Ixodidae. The record is from RefSeq and is a predicted model, not a curated record.